ACUCUAAACUUCCUAAUUUUGCAAUAAAUAAAAUUCCUAAACUCUGUCUAGUGUCUUCGUCCAAUGCUGCUUCACCCAGUACCAGUACUGACUGACAAUAGGACUAAAUUAUUUUGUAGGUUCUGACCAUUUCUGCUGGUAAGUCAGCGAAAGUGUGGGAGAUCUGUGAAGAUGGUAAUGGGGAAUUGAAGAAAACAUUGGCAUGUUCUGGCUCAGGUGGAGUUGAUGACAUGCUAGUUGGUUGCCUUUGGCAGAAUGAUUAUCUUGUCACUGUGUCCCUUGGUGGCACAAUUAGCAUCUUCUUUGCAAGUGAUCUCAAAAAAAGUCCACGACAAAUAUCUGGACAUAUGAAGAAUGCUACAUCAUUAGCUGUGCUUAAAAAUGUCCAAAAAACUAUAUUGUCCGGUAGUUAUGAUGGUUUGAUAGUUAAAUGGAUUCAAGGCAUUGGGUACAGCUGCUGUUGAAGAAGAAAUUGUCACAUCUGGAUUUGAUAAUAAGGUGACUGACAUGCAUAUAUUCUUCAAUUCUACUUUGAAAUAACUAUAUUUACUUUUUGUUUCCAUUUCUAAUCAAUUAUAGAGUUAAGAAAGUGAAAGAGAACAUGCUUGUUACAAUCUUUUUUCUUCCUUAUUUAAUUAUGUAGACAGAAUAUAUCUUGAUUGUGGCUUCUCUUUCAUUAUUUGAUACUUAGCUUAUGAACAAAUAAUAUGCAUCUAAAGCUAUAAUUGAAUUUCCAAGGAGAAGUAUUUCCCCAGCAAAUAUUUUGAAAUCCUCGAGUUCAAAUAUAUACAGUAUAAAACUGACAAAAGAAGACAGUUAGACUCCACUGGUAAUUGAACUUUUAUCUGGAAAGUUAUUUGGAGAAAGUUUUAAAGUGUCUUUAAAUAGCAUUGGUGAGAUUUUUCUUCCAAUGUAAGUUGCUGCUUGUUGCUGAAAUUAUAAAAUAUCCUCAAUAAUUCACUCAUUUAUGUAAUUUCUUGGCUUAUAAAAUUGACAAUCAAUGGAAGAUCUACAAAAUAUGAUGAUGAAAUUACUUGGUAUGGAUGAUUUGUCAAAUCAUUUGUUAGUCCCAGAUUCUGUAAAGCCACAAAUGGAUUAUUAUUAUUAUUAUUAUUAUUAUUAUUAUUAUUAUUGUUGUUGUUGUUGUUGUUUCUUCGUGACUUUAAUAAAUAAUUAGAUAAAAUUCUACUUAGGUUUGAUUAAUUAAACAUGACUUUUUCCUGAGGCACCAUCAUUUUUUGGAAAAAAAAAAAAAUUAUAUGUGAUGGUUCUGCUCGUAAUGCUUUUCUUUCUUCCCUUUCCCUGUGCCUGGAUUUGGAGAGUUCGUUUUCAAGGGGACCAAUGUGGAGAUGCCAAUUCCAUUGACAUUAGCAGUCAACCAAAAGACUUUAGUCUUGCCCUUCUCAAUCCUGGGCUUGCUUUGGUCACAAUUGAUUCAGGUGUUGUCAUGCUCCGUGGCACAAAAAUAGUGUCAACAAUCAAUCUUGGUUUUUCGGUGACAGCAUCUGCAAUUGCACAUGAUGGAAGUGAAGCAAUCAUAGGUGGGCAUGAUGGCAAAUUGCAUGUAUAUUCUAUAACAGGUGACAAUCUUAAGGAAGAAGCAGUACUUGAGAAACGUCAUGGGGCUGUCAGUGUCAUACGUUACUCUCCAGAUGUUUCAAUUUUUGCAGCUGGUGAUGCAAAUAGAGAAGCUAUUGUUUGGGACCGAGUCUCCCGAGAGGUACCUUGUUCUCCUAAUUUAAUUUGACAAUUUUGUUGCCGUAAAACUGUUUAUUUAUGACAUUUGAUUAGUUUAGCAGAAGUGACAAAUGUGCAAACCUAUGUUUGUUGUGUGUGCGUGUGUGAAAUAACAUUAUAUUUAUUUUAAGAGUGAUACAACUGAUUGGCUCACCAACUUGGCUCACAACUUUGCUGAUCUAGUAAGUUAUGAGAAGGCCUUAAAAUUUUCUAGCACUUU
Messenger RNA from Hevea brasiliensis (rubber tree), 1957 nucleotides. RefSeq names its product actin-interacting protein 1-2-like. NCBI's taxonomy places the organism in Eukaryota, Viridiplantae, Streptophyta, Magnoliopsida, Malpighiales, Euphorbiaceae. The coding region runs from base 1265 to 1747 and encodes 160 amino acids. Gene Ontology annotation, molecular function: actin filament binding. Gene Ontology annotation, biological process: actin filament depolymerization; positive regulation of actin filament depolymerization. The record is from RefSeq and is a predicted model, not a curated record. The transcript has a single exon. Gene Ontology annotation, cellular component: cortical actin cytoskeleton.